Molecule: messenger RNA, 6318 nt
Organism: Poecilia reticulata (guppy)
Lineage: Eukaryota; Metazoa; Chordata; Actinopteri; Cyprinodontiformes; Poeciliidae
Gene: nup214
Product: nucleoporin 214
Biological process (GO): protein import into nucleus; RNA export from nucleus
Cellular component (GO): nuclear pore
Molecular function (GO): structural constituent of nuclear pore; protein binding
Source: RefSeq, a predicted model, not a curated record
AGAUCGUUUCUUCAGGGCAAAUUUGCGCGCUGUGUGCACAGCUGUACUAAUGCGGCUCAUCUAAACUUUAUCACAGAUACGGACUUUCAAGAAAUAAACACAUACCGUACAUUUUCGCAAAAGGCAGUAGCUUCUGAUACUGAAAAUGGGAGACGACGCAGACACCCCUCCCGAGAGGGAAAUGAAGGAUUUUCAGUUUCGACAGAUGAAGAAAGUACAAGUUUUUGAGGCUGUUGAAGAUAUGCCAAAAGACAGAUCCAGUCUACUAACUGUUUCAAACAAAUAUGGUUUGACAUUUGUUGGCCUUGGCCGAACAUUCAAAGUGUAUCUUACUCUAAAUAUUCUUGCUGCUGAUAAAGCUGAUGGGAACUCCUACGAAGUAGUCAAAGGCAUACCAGCUAUGGUGGAAGUGACUGGAGACAUGUCUUUGCACCACUUGGCUCUGAGUUGUGAUGAACUCACUUUGUCAGUUUGUGGGACAUCCGAGGAGACCGGUUUGUCCAUCGCAUUUUAUGAUGUCCGGACCUUCAUAAACAAGGCCAGACCACAGAAGUUGCCAUUUGCGUCGCUGCAGCCAGCUGUGGCCUCUGAUGCUUUGGUUCAGGACCUGAAGUGGAACCCUGCUCAGCCUUCCAUGCUGGCCGCCUGCUUGUCGGAUGGCAGCAUGAUGAUUCUUGAGGUUACAGGUGAUGUCAAGAUUCAGGCCCAGCUACCUGCUAACAGUGGUGUCACCUGCCUUAGCUGGAGUCCAAAAGGAAAGCAGGUUGCUGUGGGAAAAAUGAAUGCCACAGUCAGCCAGUAUACACCAGCUUUGGAAGAGAAGAGAGUUAUCCCGUGUCCACCUUUCUAUAAUUCUGAUGACCCAGUCAAAGCUCUGGAUGUGCUGUGGCUUAGAACACCUGUGUUUGCAGUGGCAUAUGCUUACGCAGACGGGUGUCUUGAGACUCCUCCUGAGCUGGUGCUGAUCUCCCUCCCUAAAAAGGAUGAGAAAGUGGAGCCAAAGUAUUUAAACUUUGGUGAGAGUGUUUUUGGCAGCUGUACAGAGCGACAGCAUCACUACUUCCUCAGUCACAUAGAAGACUGGGAUCUUAUGUUGGCUGCAUCAGCGGCGUCUAUUGAGGUCAGCGUAAUUGCAAGACAAGACGACAGGAUGUGGGAGGUUUGGCUUCUAGAAGAUGCUAGUAGAGCAGAACUUCCAGUGACCGAAACGAAUGACGACACGCUGCCUCUUGGCUUAGCUAUAGACUACACAAGCCAGCAGGAGAUCCAAAUCACUGACGAGAAGACUUUGCCUCCAGCUCCGACAAUGCUAAUGCUGUCCACAGAGGGAGUACUCUGCCCAUUUGCGCUUCUCAAUCUGAAUCCUGGGGUUAAGCAGCUGGUCUCACCAUUUAAUACCAUCACCUUGGAAGGAGAGAGGCAGCCAAAUCCAGGCUCCUCGGCAGCCCAACCAGCCAAAACCGCUGCCUCGGCUGGAUAUGCUCCAACAGCAUUCUCAAACAUUGCUCUUGCGUCCGUCUCUUCUGCCUCAUCUGCUCCUCCUGCGUCUUCCUCGGCUGUCCCGUUUAGUUUUGUUCCUGCAGUUCCCGUGUCAUCCUCUUCAUCAGAAUUUACUUUCUCAGUUCCAACCACCCAUGCCAUCUCCACUGUCCCUCCUGCUUUCUCCCUUGGGGGAUCUGGACCUUUCAGCUCAGUGUCCUCAAACUUCUCUUUUGCUUCCAAACCUCCGUCUGAAACUCCCUCUGCUGCUUCAGCAUUUUCAUUCAGCACCCCUUCCAUAAAACCCGCAGCAGCAGCUCCAGCAUCGACACCUCAGAGCCUCCCUGCUGCCUCCCUUCCUUCUGUCAAAUUAAAUCUAAACGACAGAUUUACAUCAGGGGAGAGCCCAGCACCAGCUUUCUCCUUUAAUUCCACACUUCCCAAGGCUGCCGUCGCCUCUUCCAGUGCAGCAAGGACCCUUUCAUUCCCAGCCACCAAGCCUCCAGUUGUAUUGACCCCAGUGCGCCCAGUCCAGAUGGGCACACCUCCCACAGCUGUCCAGAAACCAGCUCCUACUACACCAGGGCGUUCCCAACCUCCACAGGCAACAGUUGGCAUGAAGAGCCUGGAGAAGCAGCUGCAGCAGAAGAAAGAAUCUGAUCCCAUUAUGACUGGUAUUUUGGAGGAGAUUGCACACUUCCAGAAGGAGCUAGACGACCUGAAAUCGCGCAGCACGAAAGCCGACUUUAAGGUCGGUACUAACGACGAGAUGAAGGACCUGAGAAAAGAAUCUGAAGACCUUCACAUCUUCACCCUGGAAAUAAAGGAAACCACUGAGUCUCUCCAUGGGGACAUUGGGACGCUGAAAACCACUUUAAUUGAAGGUUUUGCCGGGGCAGAGGAAGCCAAAACGCAGAGCGAGUUGAGCAAAGACAAAAAUUACAGACAGCUGCUGUACAAAAAGUCUCUAGAUCCACGCAGCGAAGAACAGCUCAAGGAGAUUCGCAGACUUUACCAGUAUGUCACUUGUGCUGUGGAAGACGUUAAUGACGUCUUGGACGUGGAAUGGGAAAAACACCUGGAGAAGAAGAAGAAGCAGAAACACAUGGUUGUUCCUGGACGGGAGGGUUUGUUCACUACACUGUCCAACAACAUCUACAUCAUCAACCAGCAAAAGAACCGGCUGAACCAGCUGGUUCAGGAGCUCACAUCAUUGCACCUAUACAGUAAAAACACUGCUCCUUUCAUUAGCCAGAACAUUGCAACUGGAUCUACAGCUGCUGGUUUUGAAAAUGAGCUUGAGAGUUUAAAGGAUGCAUUCCUGAAAGCCAGGCUAGAUGUUACUCCGCCUAAAGUCCAAGCCAAAUCUUCAGCAGUCAAGAUAUCACCAGUUAAACAGUCCCAACUUCGCAAUUUCCUCUCAAAGGGACAGAUGCCUCCUGUACGCUCAACUGCACCAGCCAACUUGUCUCGCUCAGUGUUCCUUUCCCCGAAAUACUACGAGGACCUGGACGAUGCAAGCUCAACGUCCUCCCUGUCCCAGUCCUUGGAGCCUCACUUGGACCAGGAAGAGGAAGAACUACAACCACUACAGCCCCCAGCUGUGAUGGCGUUAUCCACCCCCCGCCAUCCCACAGUUGUAAGGACCCCAUCUAUCCAUCCAGGCUUCGGAGGCAUUCAGUCCACCCCGCUACCAAAGAUUCACUCGGCUCCAUCUUUGGGUUUUGGACUGAGCCCUAUUCCCAGUCCUGUUCCAACCAAUAAAAUCAAUCUCAGUGGGGCUGACAGCACUGCUCUUGCCACAAAGACGGUAAAACAUGGCGCUCCUCCGGCAGAGAGAACUGUCCCUGUCACUAUGUCUGCCCAGCAGGCUGCAGCCAAUGCAGCCAUGCGCAGACAAAUGGCCAAUCAGAAGACGGCUCCUGCUAACAGUUCCUUGACAGAGUCCACCUUAAAGACUGUUCCUCAGGUGGUCAACGUUCAGGAGCUCAUUGAAAAAGGGCUGCCUGUUCAGGUUCCUUCCAUCAUUAGCUCUUCGGUGCCAGAUCUCACAAAUCAGGCUUUUGCCAACCAAGUGAAGCGAACUACCACCCCAGGGAUUCAAAAGAUUUCAAAUGAAAGUACAUACGGUCUACAGCCAGGCUUUGUUUUUGGUCAGUCAUCCAAAACAGAUGUUUCUGGUGUUCCUGCUAGUUCUGUGGAGCCAAGCAUCAGCAAACCAUUUUCCUUCACACCGGGGUCAGCAGGGUUCCCUUUCCCUUCUAUUUCACAAGGAGCUGGAAUGACACAAGCAGUUAAAGAUGUCAGUAAAUUCUCUUUUGGUGGAAAUGGCAAGAUGGUAUUUGGUCAGACGGCGGAAGAGCCGUUCUCUCUAACCCCAAAGUCUGUGGCAUCUGGUAUUGGCACUGGGUCUCCUACGCUGUCUUUAAGCACAUCAGGUGAAGCAGCCAAACACAGCUCCCUCUCCACAGCCUUCAGGAUGGAGCCACAACCACCGAAGACCUCUGGAGGAGAAACUCUCGGCUGUUUUUCUGGACUACGCGUUGGCCCGGGAGAAGAAGUCAAGGAUACUGUAACAAAGCCAGCUGCUGCAUUUACCUUUGGGGAACCUGGACUUGGCAUUGGCAAGGGAGUACAAUCAUUCAGCUUUGUGCCAGGCCUCCAAAAGCCAGCUGAAGAUUCUGGAACUACAGAUUUGUCUAAGGGCGCCUCAUCAAGCAGUUUGUUCAAGCCCCCUGAAACAAACUCCAAGCCAGCUUUCGCUCUUCCCCCGUCUAGCGCCGCACCUUCAGCCAUGCCCACGUCUUUUAGUAGCCUUCUUGCAGGUUCUUCUGAGGAACCAAAAGCUCCCCCACAGCUCUCAGAACCUACACCACCCCCUGAAAAAGAACCAAGCACCACUGAACCUUUUGGGGAAAGCGCCAAUCAGUCUGUGGCUCCAGAGCCUGCAGUGGAUUCCUCAUCCACACCUGCACCUCCUGCUCUGACAACUGCCACUACACAAGACCUUCCUUCUGCCAAUGUUGCACCAGCUGAAGCAACUCCUCCACCAGCAUCAUUUGUGCCUUUCUCAACAGAAGCAACCCCAUACCCCCCGUCCACUUCUUCUGUUUCCACUCCUGCUGCUCCCACCAUGGCGCCGGUCUCCCAGGGAGCCCCACCAGGGUUCCAGGUUCCCAUUUCCGAAAAACCAGGUUCCAUUUUUACACAGCCUGCUCCUGCGCCAGCUGCUGCUCCUGUCCCUGUUCCUGUCCCUGCUCCAGCAACAACAGACAGCAGCUCUAUUGGGGCCACACCAGUUAUCAACACAGCUGCUCCCGCAGCCACAACUAUCACCACUACAACCGUUACCCCUGCACCAAUCACCACUGCCAACACUGUUUUUGGGCAGCCAGCUGCACCUCCAGCUUCCUCGGCCCCCUCGGCAACAGGAUUUGGCUCGACUGGGUUUGGUGCUUCAACUGGGGCGGGUUUUAACAAAUCCAUGUUUGGGCAGAGUGGCUUCGGACAACCUGCUAGCAGCGCUGGAUCAUCUAGCGGCUUUUCUUUUACCCAGUCGGCAUUUGGACCAAGCUCUAGCAGUGCAACAACUGGGGGAACGAAUCUUUUUGGGGCUUCGACUGCUGGCAGUGCACAUUCGUUCUCCUUCGGCAGUGGAAGCACCAACACAGCCAGCAGCACCGGGUCAGGGCUGUUCGGACAAAGCGCAGCCCCUGCGUUUGGUCAGAGCUCUGGGUUUGGGCAGCCAUCAGGCUUUGGCAGUAACACCACCACAUCCUCAUCUUCAGGAUUCAGUUUUGGUCAAACUUCAGGAUUUGGUUGCUCUGGUGAAACACCCAUAUUUGGCCAACCGACUGUAACCGGAAGAGUAUUUGGACAACCGUCGUCAGGGAGCAGUUUGUUUGGUUCAGCUUCAGCCAACGCAGCAGGUUCGUCUUCUGGAGGAUUCUUCAGCGGCCUCGGGGGCAAACCGAGUGAGGAUGCCGCCAACAAGAACCCGUUCGGUGCCACUGCUUCAACUGGAGGGUUUGGGCAGCCCGCUCAGUCUGGUUCCAACAAUCUCUUUGGGAAUAGCGGGGCAAAGGCCUUCGGGUUCGGCCAAUCCCUCUCUGCCUUUGGGGACCAGAAACCUAGUGGGACUUUCAGCACUGGUGCGGGGAGUGUUGCUUCUCAGGGGUUUGGUUCUUUUUCUUCACCAACAAAACCUGGGUGCUUUGGCAGUCCUCCGGUGUUUGGGAGUCCCCCGUCUUUUGGUGGUUCCCCAGCAUUUGGUGGUACGGCAUCAUUUGGCACAAGCCCGUCCUUCACCAAUCCCAUGAUUCCCUCGGCUGGUAAAGUGUUCGGAGAGGGAACGGCUGCUUCAAACAUGGGAGGAUUUGGGUUCUCUUCAGCUCCCAGUGGCCCUUCGUUUGGCGCUCUGGCCAGUCAGACUGCUCCUUCGUUCGGGACCUUGGCCCAGCAGGGCUCUGCAUUUGGAAGUCAGCCCAGCAGCUUCUCGGGCUUUGGACAGCAGCCACAGACUGGAGGAUUCUCAGGAAACACGUUCGGGUCUGCAAGCCAUGUGAGAGUCAGGGCAAGGAGGCGCCAUGUUAGGAAGACGAAGUGGAAGCAGCAGGAUCUUCAGAACAGGCCAAGUUCCCAAACGUUUUCUAGCUGGCGAAGUUAAUGUUCAUGAUAUCUUCAAGAGAAACUGACCGAUUCUCAGUUCUGCCUGCAAUCAAGCUUUUGGAACCGCACAAUGCGGGGGAAAAAGGGAAACUAACAUGUAAAAGGAGCAAAUAAAGUGACGCAAAUGAUUCAUUUCCUCAGACUUAAAAUAAAACGUUAGCUUAUAGAGCA